AUGGAAAACAUCACCCAAAAAGCCGAAGCCUUCAUCCAAUCCUACAAACGCGCCAUGGAAAAAUCCCUCGCCCCCUCCCCCUCCCUUACCGAAUGCGCCGCCGCCCUCGCCUCACACUACAAGCCCGGCUUCAUCUCCUUCGCCUUCGGCCAAGCAACCGACCUAACCUCCAACCCCCAAACCACAAGCCCCGAAACCAUCGUCGCAAAACACCUAGAACGCUUCGACAAGGCCGGGUUCGGCUGGAAGGUGCGGCUGGCCAGGCACGAAAUCCAGGUCUACUCCCAGGGGAGCGCGCAGUGCUGGCUGACGUGGGAGAUUGAGCCGAAGGGGUUGGAGGGGUGGCGGUGGACGAAUAUUUAUGGUUUCAGGUUGUUGCCGGAUGAGAGGGGGGUGCUUGUGGGGGAGGGGGUUUGGGAGUAUUGUGUUUCGGAUCAGGAGAUUGGGGGGUUGUUGGAGAGGUGUCCUAAGUUUUUUGAACUUGCUUAG
Molecule: messenger RNA, 489 nt
Organism: Zasmidium cellare ATCC 36951
Lineage: Eukaryota; Fungi; Ascomycota; Dothideomycetes; Mycosphaerellales; Mycosphaerellaceae
Exons: 1
Coding region: 1-489 (162 amino acids)
Source: RefSeq, a predicted model, not a curated record